Molecule: messenger RNA, 3129 nt
Organism: Closterium sp. NIES-65
Lineage: Eukaryota; Viridiplantae; Streptophyta; Zygnematophyceae; Desmidiales; Closteriaceae
Source: the annotation of a GenBank genome assembly
AUGUCUUUGCGUCCGUCCACUGCUCCUCUGCGUGCCCCUUUGCCUUCUCCUCCUGAGUCCUCUCUUCCUGCGCUUGCCGACCCUGAGUCGGACUCUCUUCGUGCUGCCAGUCCUACUGUCACGCGUCUGCUUGCUACUGUCGUCACUGACCCCUCUUUUGAGUCCACUGCUGCGUCUGCUCUAGUCGCUGAGCUCGUCGACUUUGCUGCUCGCUGUCGUCUCGACUACGCUGCUAGUCUUGUGGCUGAGUCUGCGUCUGUCUGUCCUCCGUCCGUCGGGGGUGAGUGUGCUCUUGGCACGGACGUCCUAGAGGACAGGCAGGAGGAGUUACAGUGUCUAGCGGCUGCUUCACCUCAUCUCGCGUCUGUACUGCUUGCCCCUGAGGGAGACCCGGAUGCACUAGACAUCCCGACUCCGCGUUCUUACGCGGAGGCCGUAGAGGGUCCCUACUCCUCUCAGUGGCAGGUAGCUAUGGAUGCAGAGAUGGCUUCCUGGAAGUCCACAGGCACCUACGUUGACGCGGUUCCCCCUCCUGGGGCGAACAUCGUCAGUGGCAUGUGGAUCUUCAGGGUGAAGCGGCCGCCGGGCUCUCCACCUGUCUUCAAGGCACGGUACGUUGCUCGUGGCUUCAGUCAGCGGCAGGGAGUUGACUACUUUCAGACCUUCUCUCCCACCCCGAAGAUGACUACUCUUCGGGUGCUGCUGCACAUAGCCGCUCAGCGCGACUACGAGCUUCACUCUCUCGACUUCAGCACUGCGUUUCUGCAGGGUAGCCUGCACGAGGAGAUCUGGCUGCGCCGUCCGCCUGGCUUCACUGGGACUUUCCCUCCUGGCACCCAGUGGAGCCUCCGACGGCCAGUCUACGGUCUCCGCCAGGCACCGCGUGAGUGGCACGACACACUGAGGACUACGCUUGCGGCUCUUGGGUUUGCUCCUUCUACUGCUGACCCGUCGCUGUUUCUUCGCACCGACACUUCUCUGCCGCAGUUCUACAUCCUCGUGUACGUCGACGACUUGGUCUUUGCCACAGCGGACACUGCUGGACUCGCCUACGUGAAGUCCGAGCUGCUGAAGAGACACACGUGCACAGACCUGGGUGAACUGCGCAGCUACCUUGGCUUGCAUAUCACUCGGGACAGAGCACGCCGCACCAUUACCUUGACUCAGUCACACAUGGUGCAGCAGGUCCUUCAGCGCUUCGGCUUCACGUACUCCUCGCCUCAGGCCACUCCUCUGCCUACUCGCCACUCACUCUCAGCUCUGCCUUCGGAUGAGUCCGUAGAGUCGAGUGGUCCGUAUGCAGAGCUUGUUGGCUGCCUCAUGUACCUGAUGACCUGCACACGACCUGACCUUGCAUACCCUCUGAGCAUUCUUGCACGCUAUGUUGCUCCUGGGAGACACCGACCAGAGCACAUGGCAGCAGCGAAGAGGGUAUUGCGCUACCUGUGCAGUACGUCGGGCAUGGGGCUAGUGCUUGGAGGGCGGAGUCCAGAGCUUCGCUGGCUCACCUACCUGCUGACUGACCUUGGAGAGCCGCCUCGUUCUCCUCCAGUGCUGUACGUAGACAACAAGGCCAUGCUGGCCUUGUGUCGAGAGCAGCGCUUGGAGCACAGAACGAAGCACAUUGCUCUCCGCUACUUCCUUGCUCGUGAGCUGCAGCAGCGUGGUCAGUUGCGACUUGCGUACGUGGCCUCUGAGGCCAACACUGCUGAUGUGUUCACCAAGGCACUCGCGCCUUGUGACCAUCAGCGCUUUUGCACCCAGCUGGCCGAGCCGCCCAGCAGCAGCCGAGCCGCCCAACAGCAGCCGAGCCGCCCAGCAGCAGCCGAGCCGCCCAGCAGCAGCCGAGCCGCCCAGCAGCAGCCGAGCCGCCCAGCAGCAGCCGAACCGCCCAGCAGCAGCCGAGCCGCCCAGCAGCAGCCGAGCCGCCCGGUACCUGAGCCGCCCGAGCCGCCCGAGCCGCCCGAGCCGCCCGAGUCGCUCGAGCCGCCCGAGCCGCCCGAGCCGCCCGAGCAGCCCGAGCCGCCUGCUGCUGACCUACCCGACUCUCCCAUCCCGGUGAGACUUUCAGCUGCUGCCAUGGCCACCCCCAAUGUUCUCACUUUUGACGCUGAGGGGAGGGCCAUUGACUUUGCCGUCUGGAUCGAGGACCUGCAGCUGUACUUACUGUGUGAUGCGGUAGAUGAGGUCUCUCUCUUUGACUUUGUCUCUGGCGCUGUCCCUGCCCCGCCUGCUGAUGCUGACUCUGCCGUUCGCUCCAAGUGGGCGACCCGCGAUGCUGCUGCACGUCUUGCUGUGCGUCGCCACCUCCCUUCCUCUGAGCGUGCCCACUUUAGUCAGUGCAAGACCGCUCAGGCCUUGUACGACGCUGUAGUUGCGCGCUACUCCUCCCCUUCCUCCGCUACCCUUAGCCGCCUCAUGCUACCGUUUCUCUUCCCUGACCUCGCUUCCUUUCCCACUGUCGCUGACCUCGUUACCCACCUCCGCGCUAGUGACACCCGCUACCGCGCUGCCCUUCCUGCUGAGUUCCGCGCUGCGAACCCUCCUCCCAUGUACAUCACUCUCUACUUUCUCGUCACCCGUCUCCCUGAGUCCCUUCGUGUCGUUAGGGACCAGGGUGUGGUCCCUCCCCCCUGCUGCCCUCUGUCGCCUCUGCCGCUGCGGCCGACGUCGUUGGUUUUGAGUCGGUCGGCGCGGCGUCUGCCCCCAGUGGCAGACGCCGCACUGGCAAGGGCAAGGGGGGCAAGGGAGCGGGUGGAGCCAGAGGGGGCGGUGGAGGAGGCGGUGGGGGUGGAGGGGGGGGUGGGGGUGGCGGGGGGGGGUGGUGGCGGGAGUGUAGGUAGUAGUGGCGGCGGUGGAGGCGGAGGUGGCGGCGGAGGUGGUAGCGGAGGAGGCGGUGGGAGCGGUGGGAGCGACGGUCCUGGUGGGGGAGGUGGCGGUGGCGACGGGGGUGGCGGUGGAGGCGGGGGUGGCGGUGGAGGAGGGGGUCGGAGUGGCUCGUCCCAGCGGAGCAGCUCUGGGGGUGGUCAGCGCCAGCAGCAGCAGCAGCAGCAGCCGCAGCAGCAGCCGCAGCAGCAGCAGCGCUCUCGCACCGUCCCCGGCCCUCAGCAGCUCCGUGAGUGGUACUAG